AUGCCUCUGCAGCCGCCUGUUCCUUCCCACCUCAUCGUCGUCUGCUGCCACGCCAUCUACCAAGGUGGUCAUGCUGGGCCACACUCCUCCGCCAGCGAGGACGAGUCCAACUGGCUCAUCGAGCCCUUCCAGGCUGGCGAAACAGGCACGUAUAUCAGCCAUGUCGAGGCCGGGGUGAGGGAGUUGGCGAAAGACAGGGAGCACGCCAUUCUGGUCUUUAGCGGUGCGGCCACCAAGCCUGACAAGACGCCGCUCACCGAGGCGGAAGGGUAUUUGAACGUCGCUGUUGAGCAUGACUUUUUUGGACUGGACACGUCGCCGCCUACCCUGAGACAGCGCAUCUUCGUCGACCGCUACGCCACAGACUCGUACCAAAACAUUCUCUGCUCGCUGAUUCAAUUCCCGCUCUUCGUCCAACAACUGCAGUCCCGGGAAAGCCCCCAAGCCACAAUACCGUCAUCGUCGCAGCGUGCUCCGAGCAUUACUGCUGCCCAGGAUGCAGACGAGAACGCGAAGCAGGACCAUCAGCCCAUCGAAGGACCCUUCCACUUCCCAACCAAGCUCACCAUAGUCUCCCACGCAUUCAAACGCGCCCGGUUCCUCCACCUGCACCUCCCCGCCCUGCGCUUCCCUCCCGAAUCGACCGUCUACGUCGGCAUCAACCCGCCCUUCACGCCUGCCAAACUCGCAGAGAUCGAGGAGGGCGAUCGGCUGCGUGGCUACGGCGCCUGGGAGAAGGACCUGUACGGCGCUGGCGAGGGCUUGAGUAACAAGAGGGAGAAGCGGGGCUGGGGCGGUGGCGAGAAGUUCAGGACGGAGGUGUUGGCCAGGUUCGGCGACAGGUCAUGCAGAAGGGAGCUGGAGGGUCUGCUGGCCUGGUGUGGUGGAGUGGAUGGGAUGACUUUGUGGCAGGGCGGUGUGCCGUGGGAGUGA
Messenger RNA from Fonsecaea multimorphosa CBS 102226, 933 nucleotides. RefSeq lists its product as uncharacterized. Gene Ontology annotation, cellular component: cytoplasm. The coding region runs from base 1 to 933 and encodes 310 amino acids. NCBI's taxonomy places the organism in Eukaryota, Fungi, Ascomycota, Eurotiomycetes, Chaetothyriales, Herpotrichiellaceae. The record is from RefSeq and is a predicted model, not a curated record. The transcript is spliced from 2 exons.